Messenger RNA from Coffea eugenioides, 1814 nucleotides. RefSeq names its product ras GTPase-activating protein-binding protein 1-like. The record is from RefSeq and is a predicted model, not a curated record. The transcript is spliced from 9 exons. Gene Ontology annotation, molecular function: mRNA binding. Gene Ontology annotation, cellular component: ribonucleoprotein complex; cytosol. Lineage: Eukaryota; Viridiplantae; Streptophyta; Magnoliopsida; Gentianales; Rubiaceae. The coding region runs from base 131 to 1528 and encodes 465 amino acids.
UUUUCGCCUUUUGUUCUGUUCUGUUCUGUUCUAUUUGCUGCGUUCACUUUUGUUCUUCCUGUUUUCUUCUUCUUCGUCACUUUCACAGAUCUCGCGCCCUCCAAUCUCCAUUUCAAUCAAUCAUCUACGGAUGGCAAUGCAGUCAGCUAGUGCUGCUGCUCCUCUCCCUACUGCUCAGGUAGUAGGUAAUGCUUUUGUGGAUCAGUAUUACCAUAUCCUUCACCGAUCUCCAGAGCUUGUCUACAAAUUCUAUCAAGAUUCAAGUGUACUGAGUCGCCCAGAUUCGAAUGGCAUGAUGACUUCUGUGUCCACCAUGCAAGCCAUUAACGACAAGAUUCAGUCAUUUGAUUACAAGAACUACAGCGCUGAGAUUAAAACUGCAGAUGCCCAGGACUCUUACCAGGGAGGUGUAAUAGUUUUGGUGACAGGAUGCUUAACUGGAACUGACAAUGUGAGAAGGAAAUUCACGCAGACGUUCUUUUUAGCCCCACAAGAGAAAGGCUAUUUUGUCUUGAAUGAUGUUUUCAGAUACAUUGAGGAGUUUGAAGCAUCCGAGGUUAAUUCUGCACUGCCAAAUGGUGCGGCUGAACUUCCUUCAACAGUAACCUUGGCUUCAGAUCCAGAGCCUUGUCCUGCUUCUGAUCAUUCUGCUUUCGAUUCUACCACUGCUUUAGAAGCUGAGGACACCCAAAAUGGAGCAGAAGUCUAUGACCCUUCUGACAGUGAAACUGGUUCUGUUGUUGAAGAGGUGGUUAAUGAACCUCAAUCUAAGUCUACUCCAAUUGAGACAGUUAUGGUCAUUGGUUCAGAUCUUUCUGCCACCCCAGAGGAGAAGAAAUCUUAUGCCUCAAUUGUCAAAGUUCCCAAGGCAACCCCACGUUCUACUCCAGUAUAUGUUCCUACAAGUAGUGCACGAUCAGUACCUGCAAAUGUGAAUCAACAGGCGCGUUCUCCAGAACAAACUUCCCCUGAGCCACAUGCCUCAGCUCCUGCUGUUGAAAGUGGUCCUGAAAGUAGCAAUGUUCACGAAGAAGGUUAUUCCAUAUAUGUGCGGAACUUGGCUUUAAAUGCAACUCCUCAGCACCUUGAGGAGGAAUUCAAAAAAUUUGGGGCAAUCAAGUGUGAUGGGAUUCAAGUCAGAAGUAAUAAGCAGCAGGGAUCUUGUUUUGGGUUCGUGGAAUUUGAAUCUUUGGAGUCCAUGCAAAAUGCAAUCAAAGCAUCACCAGUAAGCAUUGGAGGCCGUCAAGCCGUGGUUGAAGAAAAGAGAACCAACACGCGAGUUGUAAGCAGUGGACGGGCGAGGUAUCCUUCCACUAGGGGUGGGUUUCGAAGUGAUAGCUUCAGGGGUCGUGGUAGCUUUGGUGGUGGCCGGGGUUAUGGCAGGAGUGAGUUCAGAAAUCAGGGUGAGUUUUCCAGCAGACCUAAAGCCUCUGGUGCGCGCAAUGUAGAGACUUACCAACGGGUAGAACAAAGUGGAAGUGGGAGAUUUAAUCGUCAAGGUGCUAACAAGGGUGCUAUUUCUGCAUAGGAGUUGGAGAAACAACUCUUUUUUCUUUUUUUAACUGUGAAGAGGCAUUCCCCCCCCCCCCCCCUUCUCUUUCUUCUAGGUAGCUUAAAUGCGAUCUCUUGUAACUUUCUGAUCACUGCCAAUUUAUCCUCUAAACGUUUCCCCAUGAGGAACUGUGUCGAAGGGUAAACUUUUGCUUAUUACGGUUUUGGGCUAGAUAGGAGUUUUUGUGCUUUCAUUAUAUGAAAGGUGUUUUUCAGCAUUGUAUUCAUUGAGAAAUGAUCUGUAAUUUUGUUUUUGUUUUCCG